AUGGUGACAACAGCUUUAAAUGAGACAGAGCAGAGCAACGUUACUGUUUGGGAUACCAAAACGCAAGCCUUCCAUGGUGGUCAGGAACACCGUUUUUUAAAUAAUUUUGUUCAAGACUUUAGCGUCACUACCAAUUAUCUUGGAACACCUCGUAAGGCUUUGGAAGCAGCCAAAGAUGCUAUAAAUGAGAUUCAUCAUUAUCCAGCUGCCGACCAGGAACCAGCCAAAUCUUGUUUAGCCGAGUUCCUUUGGGGCACAGAAUACAAAAAACAUCACGCUCGGUUGCUUUUAGGUAAUGGUGCUUCUGAACUGAUCGACCUUGUCAUCCGAAAAGCGUUGGAAACAUUUCACAAGUUUAACGAACCAAACAAUGGACAGAAAAAGCCGACUUGGAAAGGCGGUCCCUGGAACGUUCAGUACAGGGAGUACCAACGUAGUGCUGAAACACACGGUCUUGACAUCAAGGACCCUUCCUUCCAUGAUCGGGCGGAUGUUCUAUGUGUUGUUAAUCCUUGCAAUCCCACCGGUGACUAUUUGUCUAUACACCAGCUCAAAGAAUGGAUCAGAGACAAUGUAAAUCCUGGCGGUUGUGUUAUUGUGGAUGAAUCCAUGCAACCUUGGCACUCUUCCGAGUUCAGGCAUGAUUCUCUUAUCACCCAACACGACUACAUUGAAGAAAUGUACACUCACUAUGGUGUCUCUGUGCACGUCAUGCAUUCCUGGACAAAGAUAUGGUCUUGUACAGGCCUACGCGUAGGCUCUGUCAUUUGUCCUACCGCUCAACAUUGCGAAGCUUUACGUAAAAUAGCAGUGCCAUGGUCUGUGAAUGGACCCGCAUUGAAAUUUGUAGAACAAGUAGUAAAGGACACGGACUAUCUGGAAGAAACAUGGCUAAAGACAAAGCCAUUGAGAGCCUAUUUGAUCCAUCAGCUAAAGUCUUUGGGCUACGAAAACUGGGAUUAUCAUGGAGAGCCCUUCUUGAGCUGGGUUUGGUUGGAUAUGAAAAAUGAAGAAAGAGCAGAAAAGGCUGUAGAUCUCGCUCGUAAGGCGGGUGUGCCUGUACGCAGCGGUAAGCCUGGUUAUCAAUGUAAUACAUUUGUCAGAAUCGCCGUUCGCAGAGAAAAAGAAGUUCAAGUUCUAAUGGAUGCAUGGAAGUCGUUGUAA
Molecule: messenger RNA, 1164 nt
Organism: Mycotypha africana
Lineage: Eukaryota; Fungi; Mucoromycota; Mucoromycetes; Mucorales; Mycotyphaceae
Product: pyridoxal phosphate-dependent transferase
Exons: 3
Coding region: 1-1164 (387 amino acids)
Biological process (GO): biosynthetic process
Molecular function (GO): pyridoxal phosphate binding
Source: RefSeq, a predicted model, not a curated record